This is a messenger RNA of Leptosia nina, 816 nucleotides long. The record is from the annotation of a GenBank genome assembly. Lineage: Eukaryota; Metazoa; Arthropoda; Insecta; Lepidoptera; Pieridae.
AUGCUUGCUACUUACAUUCUGAAACAACUGUUUUCGGAAACGCCGAAUAACGUAAAGUUCCAAUCAAAAUUUCUCGUUUUUUACAUUUGGACCUCAUUUGUGGCAUUAUUUACAUUGCCAUUUUUCGUGUUCAGACCGAAAAACGUUAAGAAUUCCUUAUGUGGUGCUCAAAUUGUGAAACAUGUUACAAAAUUAAUAGAGGUCAAGUGGCAUUUAAGAAAUGGAAGGGUCCUCGCAGAAGAUAGGGGUGCUGUCAUAAUAUCAAACCAUCAAUCUUCAAUUGACAUAUUAGGUUUAUUUAACGUAUGGCAUGUAGCUGUUAAAAUAGCAGCUAUAGCAAGAAAAGAACUGUUUUACAUCUGGCCCUUUGGGCUCGCUGCAUAUCUUGCUGGAGUCGUGUUUAUUGACAGAAAUUGCACAAAGGAUGCAUAUAAGCAACUUAAAGUUACAUCCGAUGUUAUGGUAAAAAAUAAGACGAAAAUAUGGAUAUUCCCUGAAGGAACAAGAAACAAGGACUUCACGAAGCUACUACCUUUUAAAAAAGGCGCUUUCAACAUCGCUGUGGCAGCACAAGUACCGAUUAUCCCUGUCGUUAUAUCACCGUACUACUUUAUCAAUAGGAAGAAAAAUAUCUUCAACAAAGGCCACGCGAUCAUCCAGUGCCUAGAACCAGUUCCCACAAAGGGCUUCACGAUGGAGGAUGUGCCUCAACUAAUAAUUAAAGUCCAGAACAUUAUGGAAAUUGCAUACAAAGAGCUGUCGAAGGAAGUAAUCAGUGCCUUACCGCCUAAUUACCCACUUGCUACUCAAGACUGA